UCAGCCCGGCCGGCCGGCCGCGGCCGGAAGCGAAGACUACUAUCGGCAAGGGCAACCACGAGCCGACUCCCCUCGGCGCACGCGGUAGAUCGGUGAGUUCCGAGCGUACGCCAUCUUCCUCACUGGCGAGUAGACCUCCGUCAUCUCGCCCGGGCAGGCAUGGCCAAGAAGCUUGAGAAGAACGAUGGUUCCCAGCCUUGGGCGUCAACCAAGAAAAGAAUCGAUGGACCAUUUUGCAGGUGCCCACUCCUUUAGCUCCGAAAGAGUAAGAUUCUUCUUUCUUUUUUAACUUUGUCAGGGACGGGAGUAGUAUAAAAGAGAGUGCGAUUAGGCAGGGCAAGUGUUAAACCGUUUCUGAGAUUUGUUGGAUCUAUCAAAGUUGGUCGGGGGUAUCUCUUGGGUGAAAUUCUACUUUCAGAUGUCAGCCAGUAUAGCUACUACUAGUUCACCGGGAACUCGGAUGGAGAGGCGGCUCCUGGAAGCAGCCAUGGCUGGCAAUGCCAGAUCAAUGAAGGAGAUGGCUGCACAGAAUCCAAGCCUGCUGCUCGGAACAACUCCUCAGGGGAACACCUGCCUCCACAUCUCCUCCAUCCAUGGACACGAGGGAUUUUGCAAGGAUGUGCUGAUGCUAAACAAUUCUCUUCUCACAGUCGCAAACAUGGAUGGUGAGACCCCACUGCUCACUGCUGUGACAAGCGGCCAGACGCCUCUGGCCUCUGUUCUACUUGAAUUUUGCCAAACGCUAGGGUUCAGUGAGGCAAUCUUGCGACAAGAUAAAAAUGGAUGUAAUGUGCUGCAUCAUGCCAUCCGCAAUGGACACAAGGACCUUGCGUUGGAAUUUAUAGAGAAGGAGCAUGCUCUGUCACAAGCUGUGAACAAAUACAAUGAGUCACCCAUGUUCAUCGCAGUGAUGAAAGAUUUUACAGAUGUUUCUGAGAAACUGUUGGAAAUUCCUGAAUCUAGCCAUGUUGGAACGUACGGCCACAAUGCCUUGCAUGCUACCGUGAGAAAUGGGAAUGCAGUUAUUGCUAAAAAAAUUGUGGAGGCACGUCCUUGGCUGUCCAGACAACAAACCAGAGAUGGGAAGACCCCAAUCCUGCUGACUGUACUUUGGGACAAGAUAGAUGUGCUACGUGUGUUGUUAGAACAUGAUGUGUUUUUGGGGUAUGAAGCAAGCAAUAAUGUUGCUGCUCCUCUGAGCCCUCUUCUUGUUGCUGCUGCAUAUCGGGGACAUGUUGAUGUUGCUCAGGAGCUCCUUGACCAUUGUCCAGAUGCUCCCUAUUGUGACAAAAAUGGUUGGACAUGCCUUCAUCAAGCUGUAAACGAAGGUCAGACGGAAUUCGUUGAAUUUAUCUUGAGGGCACCACAACUCCGUAAAGUCAUUAACAUGCAAAAUAACAAGGACGGACAAACUGCUCUGCAUCAAGCUGUCCGGAUGUGCAAUCCUAAAAUUGUUGCUUUGUUAUUGCUUCAUAAAGACACAGACUUCACAUUGUAUGAUCACAAAGGUGGCCAAUCAGUAAUUUGGCAAUUAUGGAGGGCCUCACAGCAUGCCAAGACUUUAAACUGGAAUGAAGUGUCCAUGCUUAUGAUUCAAGCUGAUCCAGAAGCUGCAACGACACUUCACCGUCAGGUAGCAAAGAAACGGGUGACUGAUGAAUCAACAAAGGAUGUUAGGUCACUGACUCAGACAUACACGAGCAACACUUCGCUGGUGGCUAUCCUCAUCGCGACAAUAACCUUCGCCGCUGCUUUCACCUUGCCUGGAGGAUACAGCAACGAUUCUGGAAGCGAGGGGCUCCCUGUCAUGGCGAGGAAGCUGGCAUUUCAGGCGUUCUUGGUUUCUGACACCAUGGCGAUGUGCUCCUCUCUUGCCGUUGCCUUCGUGUGCAUCCUAGCAAGGUGGGAGGAUCUUGAAUUCCUGCUCUACUACAGAUCAUUUACCAAGAACCUCAUGUGGUUUGCAUACAUGGCCACUACCAUAGCGUUUGCAACUGGCUUGUACACCGUGUUGGCCCCACGAAUACUGUGGCUGGCUGUUGCAAUCUGCUUCCUUUCGGUUUUACUGCCCAUUCUGACCAAGCUGCUUGGUGAAUGGCCUGUCUUGAAGCUCAGAUUUCGGUUAGGUAGAACUUUCAAGUCUGAUCUCCUUGAUAUGGUUUGACAUCACCGGACUUCUCUUGCCGGUUCUGCUUUCUAACACUAUAUAAAUUCAUGUGAAAUAUGUUUUGUAAUAUGUGUAUUUUGUUUUGGUGAUAUGCUCCGAAGAAAUCAUAGAGAUGAUGGUACCACAAACAAUACUUAUGAUUCAUGAAUGAAGUGUUACGCCCUC
Molecule: messenger RNA, 2332 nt
Organism: Oryza brachyantha (malo sina)
Lineage: Eukaryota; Viridiplantae; Streptophyta; Magnoliopsida; Poales; Poaceae
Product: ankyrin repeat-containing protein ITN1-like
Exons: 5
Coding region: 419-2164 (581 amino acids)
Cellular component (GO): plasma membrane
Molecular function (GO): protein phosphatase 1 binding; protein phosphatase regulator activity
Source: RefSeq, a predicted model, not a curated record